AUGGAGGUUUUCUUCACUCCUCUUGCGUUUGAAGUGCUAGAUCGUUUCAUAGCAGAUUUCUCUAGAAACGCAUCCUCACUUCAUCCAGCGAUGCUUGCACAAAUCUGCUAUAGGGAGUGCGUUAGUAAAGAACAUCGCCAACCUCUCACUGAAUCGCUUUUCACUUCAUCAGAAACAGGACCAGCAUUAGGCGUUUCUGUCGACUUGCCACGAGUGCAUAUUUCAUUAUUUGAGUGCAGCCUUAUUGGUGAUAGCGCAUCUGGUGAAGUCAAGACAGCUGCUAAUAUCGGGCUAAUUCUGCUUCAGAAGGCUUCAGUAUCUUCAGGAACUAUAAAAGAGUUUGCUGAGAGAGGAACGUCUUUUCAUGCACAUUUCUCCGUUCUUUCGGCCCAGUUACUGCACUUCACACCGAGAUUAGUGAGCGAUUUUGCUGGAAAUAGAGUCAGUUUCAAUGCAUCGGUGAAUUGGGAGAAGUCAUCACUCGCAUCUCGUCUGCUUGAUAUAGAGCCAAGAGUGGUGGUGGAUUUUCAAAUUCCCGAUCUCGAAGUAUUGGUAGAGCGACGCGAAUCCCAACAAAAGUCUCUGUAA
Messenger RNA from Strongylus vulgaris, 588 nucleotides. The record is from the annotation of a GenBank genome assembly. Lineage: Eukaryota; Metazoa; Nematoda; Chromadorea; Rhabditida; Strongylidae.